Pistacia vera is the source of this 1239-nucleotide messenger RNA. Its product is annotated as exopolygalacturonase-like. The record is from RefSeq and is a predicted model, not a curated record. The transcript has 4 exons. Lineage: Eukaryota; Viridiplantae; Streptophyta; Magnoliopsida; Sapindales; Anacardiaceae. Gene Ontology annotation, biological process: carbohydrate metabolic process. Gene Ontology annotation, molecular function: polygalacturonase activity. Bases 1 to 1239 code for a protein of 412 amino acids.
AUGGCGAAAUUGAUAAAUAUAGCCAUUUUAUCAUUAUUAUUUUUGUUAUCGUUGGUAUCAACAGCUAAAGCUCAUGAGGGUGCAAUUGUUGAUAUAAGUAAAUUUGGUGGAAAGAACGGUGGCUGUAUCACUGAGGCUCUGACUAAGGCAUGGAACGAAGCGUGUCAAUCACCUGCUCCAAGCAGAGUGUUGAUUCCACCAGGAACAUACACAGCAGGAAAAGUGCUUCUCGAAGGUCCGUGCAAAGCUUCUGUUGAGGUUGAAUUUAAAGGCACCUUAAAGCCCACAGAAGAUCAAAUCACAGAUGAUUCUUGGAUUCAGUUUAAUAAAAUCACAGGGUUUAAACUAUUUGGUGGUGGAACUUUUGAUGGCGAAGGAGCCAAAGUUUGGGAAAAAUGUAAAGGUGGUGCCUUGGAGAAGCUUCCCAUGAGUGUCAAGUUCAACUACAUUACCGACGGGACUAUCGAAGAUAUAUGUUCGAUAAACGCUAAACAAUUUCAUAUGGCCGUCGUAGGCUGCAAUAAUGUAGAUCUCAACCGCCUAAGGAUAACUGCGCCAGCCGAUAGCCCAAAUACAGAUGGAAUACACAUUGGACACUCAACUAACAUCAGGGUUUGUGAUUCAACAAUCGGAACAGGUGAUGAUUGUAUCUCCUUUCUUGGUGGAACCAAAAAUGUUUCCAUCACAAAAGUUAACUGUGGGCCUGGUCAUGGUAUCAGCGUUGGAAGUUUAGGAAAAUACCAAGAUGAGGAACCUCUAACUGGAAUCACUAUCAAGGAUUGCAAUUUCACCAAUACUGACAAUGGUGUGAGAAUCAAAAGUUGGCCUGAUCUCUAUGAAAACGCAGCAAGUGAUUUGCAUUUUGAGGAUCUUACUAUGAACAAUGUCACUAAUCCUAUUAUUAUAGAUCAAAACUAUUGCCCCGGAAAAUCAUGUGCUCAGGGUCAUUCAAAAGUUAAGCUGAACAAUGUCUUCUUCAAAAAUAUAAAGGGAACCUCAGCAAAUCCGUGUGCUGUAAAGCUUGCUUGUAGCUCUGGUACAUGUGAAGGUGUGGAGCUUAGUGAGAUUGACCUCUCAUACAGUGGACAAGAUGGACAAGUUACAUCAGAGUGUAGUAAUGUUAAACCAAACGUUGUUGGUAAAAUGAACCCGCCCGCAUGUAGGGCCCCAGUUGAGAUCGGCGACAAGGGUGGAGGUGAAAAAAAGGAGAAAAAUGAUUCUGGAAGUAAGGAACUAUGA